UUUUAGGGAGGAGGAAGGCCCAAUUUGGGGGGUUCAGGACAAAGUUGCUGAGCUUUUUGGGGGGAGGAGGAAAGCCCCAUUUUAGGGGUUCAGCAGGGCAAUGUUGUUAAGCUUUUUUAGGGAGGAGGAAAGCCCCAUUUUUUAGGAGGGCAGGGCAGAUUUGUUGAGCUUUUUUUAGAGGAGCCUAAGUUGUUGAGCUUCUUCGGGGCGAGCCCGUGAUCUACCAGUGAUCUACCACAGACGUCCAGGGAUCUACCAGUAGAUCACAAUCUACCUGUUGGACAUGCCUGCCAUAGACUAAACCAGACUUCACCAAUCUUGUGUCCUUUAGCUGUUUGGGGCUACAGAUCCCAUCCAGUAGAUCUAUUCUUAGGUUCUCUGCUGAUCUGCACAGAACUGUGUGUUAUAAAGAGGAGCAUGGGUCAACCGUUAAGUGACAGUCUGCUGUUGAAUUCCUCAUUCCCCUCUUAGGAUUGCCAUAAUUUCAAGAGCAAAAAAGAGGACACAUUUACUGACUUUACUUUUGAUUGCUAUGGCAACUCUACCCAUGAAAAAGAGGACGUUUCCUGGAAAAAGAGGACAUAUGGCAACCCUAUGUAAAACUAAAUUCAUGGCCUUGGGCUAGUCACACUUCUUUGAAGUCUCUCAGCCCCACUCACCUCACAGAGUGUUUGUUGUGGGGGAGGAAGGGAAAGGAGAAUGUUAGCCGCUUUGAGACUCCUUAGGGUAGUGAUAAAGUGGGAUAUCAAAUCAAAACUCUUCGUCUUCGUAUGAAUUUCCCUAUGUGCUCAUACCCUCCAACACUUCUCCAAUGAAAAUAGGGAUGUCCUAUAUUUAACAACAACAACAACAACAACAACAACAACAACAACAACAACAACUUUACUGUUUAUAUAUCCCACCCAUCUGACUGGGCAGCCCAGCCACUCUCGGUAGUUUCCAACAUAUAUAAAAACAGAAUAAAACAUUAAACAUGAAAAAACUUCCCUAUUCAAGACUGCCUUCAGAUGUCUUAUAAAGGUUGUGUAGUUUCUCAUCUCCUUGGCUCGGGGGUUGUCCAAUGAAAAUAGGGACGUCCUAAGGAAAAGGAGGACAUUCCACGAUCAAAUCAGAAAGUGGGAUGGCUUCCGUAAAUCCGGGGCUGUCCCUGGAAAAUAGGGACACUUGGAGGGUCUGUAGAGCUUCAUGGGUGAACACUGAUAUGGGUGGAAAAGUUUUUCCCAGGACUAUCUGAUAAAUGCAUGGGAUCCAGAUUUGGAAAAAGCUUCCAUAUCUCCCAGUGAAAGCUGGUAACAGAAGUGUACAACGAGGAAGUGUGAGUUGAUUAUUAUGAUUAUGACUAUUGAUCUCCGGUCCAAAAUCAGGUCUGGCUCUAUUCGUAGGCAGCAUGAGAUGACCUGCCUCAAGCAGAAAAUAUCAGGGUAACAUUAAAUGGCACCAAAAUGCCUGUUUUUUUUGUUUUGUUUUCCCCCCUUAAUUAUAUUAUACCCUGUGAUUUGGAUUUUUCUACCUCAGGAACCAACAUCAGUGCAAUACAACAUUACCACCACCACAAAAAAGCCAUCCCCUUAAUCUGUUCUUGGGUUUCCCCCAACCCUCUGGAGCAGAUUUGGGGGCAGGAGAGGGUUCAAGUCCCAAACUGGAAGCAGAAAUCAUUGUACUUUAGUUGAAAAUCUUCGAGGACACUUUAGUUGAAAAUUGCCCAAAAUAUAUCAGGCCUUCCCAGCUUUUUUUUCUGGGGGCACUCAAGUGUAUGCAGUACCAGUACCUUUUUUUACAAAUGUGAAAAGUGUGUAAAAACUUCGUGGUGAGUACGGCACCCCCCCCCCCUUUGCACAAUAUCUCUGAAUUGGUGCAGCCUGAUUGCCUUGGUCUGAGCAUGUGGGGAGGAGAUGGGGAGUCGUAGCAGCCUUCAGCUGCCUGUCUCCCACCAGCCUAUCUCAUUUGUUGUCUGAAAUGAAAUAUGAUUGUGUGGGAUGUCAAGGCAUGAUGUCCACUUAUAGCAACAGAUGCAAUGCAUAGUACAGGCAUAGGCAAACUCAGCCCUCCAGAUGUUUUGGGACUACAACUCCCAUCAUCCCUGACCACUGGUCCUGUUAGCAAGGGAUGGUGGGAGUUGUAGUCCCAAAACAUCUAUUGGGUCGAGUUUGCCUAUGCAUGGCAUAGUACAGGCACCCCCAAACUUCGGCCCUCCAGAUGUUUUGGACUACAAUUCCCAUCUUCCCCUACCACUGGCCUGUUAAGCUAGGGAUCAUGGGAGUGGUAGGUCAAAACAUCUGGAGGGCCGCAGUUUGGGGAUGCCUGGCAUAGUACCUUCCUUUGCAUCACUCUCAUUCUCUGUCUGUCUGUCUCUCUUCUUCCCCCACCCUCUAGAUUUUGGUGAAAAAACACGUGUCCGUUGUUCUAAAUGUUGGGAUUGAUCCAUGAGUUUAUUAACCUGGGGAUUCUUUGAAAGGGUUCCUUGCCCAGAUUCCAUGAUGCAGGAAAUAUUAUUGAUAAAGCACAUACAGGACACUGUAGCCUGAUGCCCCUGAUCAGGUGGUGACGCUUCCCGGAAAGGACUAAGAAAACAACCCCCCCUUCCCAAAAGAGUUUUCUGUUUUGCUAACCACACUAUGAAGGCUUUGGGGAACAGCUGGCUCCUUUUGCUCUUUGCGCUUAAUCUGAGAGGCAUCUGCUCCUCCUUUGUCAACGUCAACCGUGGGGCGAAAGUGAUGAAGGGCCAGUCCAUCUUCCUGUUGCAAGAGGACCUGCAGUUUUCCAUUCCCCGAGAGAAGGAUGCUUGCAAAGUGGAAGUUGUGAUGAACGAGCCGAUGACGCAGAGGGUUGGGAAACUAACCCCACAGGUGUUUGAUUGCCAUUUUCUUCCCAAUGAAGUCAAGUACACUCACAAUGGAUGCCCAAUUCUCAAUGAAGACUUAGUCAUGCUGAGGUUAUACAGAUUUACGGAAACCGAGACAUUUACCGAAAUGGUUCCCUUCCUUGUAAAGUUACUUGAACCAGAUUGUAAUAUUAUCAAGAUGAGCUCGAGUGCCCUGCAGGUCCCUGAUUUUCAUGGCCUGUCCAAUGUCAUUAACAAGAACGUAAUUACUUUAGACUACAACAGGAAAAGAAAUUUGGAUUGUACCAUAAGCCUGAUGUCUUUAGAAACUUUCCUACCAGCCCAUGGGCAACUUGUCAGAGGAUCAGCAAAAGAAGAACCACCUCGUGGAGAUCAGCCUCACAGUUUCCCUCCCACAACCGGACAUAGGAGAGGUGGAAAGUGUCCAUCUGGGAGCUGUGUUUCAGGCCUGAAGACCAUACAGAACAUUAAAGUGAGCUGUGAAGAUUUUCUCCUGAUGGGCCUAAGAUACCAGCAUUUGGACCCUCCUUCACCCAACAUUGAUUACAUUCCCAUCAGGCUGGAUCUCACAGACAGCAGAAGCAAGACCAUCUACAAGUCUGAGCAUGCUUGGCUUCCCGUCCACAUUGGAGGUGCGUUUCCUAACCAGCCGCCCCAAGCUGCCUUCAUGGCUAUGCAAAUCCUAGAAGCAGACCAGUUCAUUCUGAGCCUCUUGUCAACAACCAUACUGGAUGCCGAAGACAGUGAAACAGCCAAAUCCCUGCUUGUCUUCAACAUCACCAAACCACCCCGGGAAGGCUACAUCACUCAUCUGCAAGACCACACGAGGCCCAUCUCAUCCUUCACAUGGAACAGCCUCAAUGAUAUGCUUAUUGCUUAUCAGCCACCAAACAGCAGCCACACAGAGAGGAGAAAUUAUGAGGUGGAGUUUGAAGUUCACGAUUUGUACUUUGAAAGAAGUUCACCAAUCACUAUCCAUAUCUCUGUUAGAACGGCACACACAAAUGCUCCUCGGGUCUCAUGGAAUACCGGUCUUGAUCUUCUGGAAGGACAGUCUCGCCCUAUAACUUGGGAGCAGUUUCAGAUUGUAGACAAUGACGACAUCGGUGGUGUUCGCAUAGUCACUGUUGAUGGUCUACAGCAUGGACAGCUCACUCUAAGAGGAGGAAAGGGAUUCAUGUUCACGGUCUCAGAUCUUAAGGAUGGUCUUGUCCGUUACCAUCACGAUGACAGUGAUUCCACAAAGGACUAUAUUGUCUUCAGGAUCUUUGAUAACCAACACAGCAGUCGCCACAGAUUUCCAAUCAACAUUCUACCUAAAGAUGACAGCCCCCCAUUUCUCAUCAGUAAUGUUGAAAUAGAAGUGCAUGAGGGACAGACAAUUCUGAUCCAAGGCUCAAUGCUUCAAGCCUCCGACAUGGACUCUAGCGAUGACUACAUACUCUUCAAUAUAACCAAACCAUCACAGGCAGGAGAAAUCAUGAAGAUACCUGGACCAGACCUAAUUGGCUAUCCUGUCACUAAAUUUCUUCAGAAAGAUCUAUUCAAUGGGAUCAUUUACUACCAUCACUUAGGAGGAGAAAUAUUUGAAGAUUCCAUUGAAUUUGUUCUGUGUGACUGCAAUGAUCCUCCCAAUCUUUCAGAAACUCAGGAAGUCAGAGUGCACAUAAUUCCUGUGGAUGACCAACUUCCCAAAGAAGUUUCAGGGACGAGCCGCCGUCUAACUGUCAAGGAAACUGAGAUCGCCCACCUAACAAAGAAACAUCUCAGUUAUAUCGACGCAGAAGCGCAGGAAAGGGAGAUCAUCUAUACUAUAACUUCUCCCCCAUUCUUCUCUUCUGUGCACCACCACAUGGACGCUGGAAAAUUGUUUAUGGUUGACAGCAUUCCUAAACUGAUUAAGGAUCCUAUUACUCCUUCACUGAUAUCAUUCACACAGCAUGCCGUAAACCACAUGAAAGUUGCUUACAUGCCACCGUUGCAAGAUAUUGGCCCUGAGACUCAGACUAUCCAGUUCACAUUUUCAGUCGGCAGUCGACAUGGCAACACUUUGCAGGGGAUCUGUUUUAACAUUACCAUUGUCCCAGUAGACAAUCAAGCUCCAGAGGUGUUCACAAACAACUUGAAAGUAGAAGAAGGGGGGUCAUGUACCGUUACAGAGGGCCACAUUUUGAUUUCAGAUGUGGACACCAAACAGGAGAACAUCCGCAUCCAUCUGCUAACUCCACCUCUUCACGGAGCUGUUGAGCUGGCUGGGAUUCCUAUGAAUCAGGGGGACUGGCUCACCUGUGAAGACCUGCACAUGUCCAAAGUCAGGUAUCUUCACGACGGUUCUGAGGUUCUGCUGGAUCCUAUCCUGCUUGCAGCUACAGAUGGUAUCAAUUCCUUUGAGUUCAUUCUGCAAGUUCAGGUGAAUCCAGUAAAUGAUGAACCUCCUGUCAUGAAUCCUGACCUCAUUCCCUCCAUCCAAUGCCCAGAGGGUCAAGCAGUAGCCAUCACCUCGGAGAACCUUUAUGCUACUGAUGAAGACAGUGAAGACAUGCAGCUGAUGUUCAUGCUCGCUCGAAAUCCUAAAUAUGGAGUUGUGAAGAAAGACGGGAUUGUGGUGGAUCGCUUUCCACAAAUAGAUGUCGUUUCUGGAGCAGUGGAAUACGAACAUACAAGUGGAGAGAUUGGCUUGACCCCUUUAUUUGAUAUCCUUACCUUUGUUGUCUCGGAUGAUGAAAUUGGCCCAACAAAUGAGUGUUGUUAUGACGAAUCUCCCUUUCCUCCUGUUCCACUCCAUAAAUCUUUUCCAGUAUAUGAUAUUAACAUCACAAUAUUUCCUUUAGACAACCAACCACCAUCCAUUGUUACUGGUGCCAUGUUUGUUGUGGAUGAGGGCACCUCGGCUGCCAUUACAAUUGACCACUUGUCUGCUGCUGAUCCUGACACGAAAGCAGAUGACUUGCGGCUUGUUUUAGCUUCUCCUCCCCAAUUUGGAUACAUAGAGAAUAUAUUGCCUUCCCCUGGCUUUGAGAAAAGCAAUGUGGGAAUAAGCAUAGCCUCAUUUCAGCUGAAAAACAUAAAGGGUCAGUACAUAAACUAUGUCCAGAGCAGGCACAGGAGAAUAGAACCAAACACAGACCAGUUUAUGGUUUACGCCACUGAUGGGAAGCAUCGUUCGAUGGAGACGCCGUUUUAUGUAUUGAUCAACCCGACAAAUGAUGAAGUGCCGGAAUUUGAAGCAAGGAAUAUUACAGUGCAGGAGGGCCAGAUGAAAGAACUGGAUCCAUCUGUAAUCAGUGCGGUUGAUCUGGAUGUACCUCAAGAUCCCCUGAUGUUUACCGUCCUUCGGCAGCCCCAGCAUGGCCUCCUUGUUAAUGGGAAUCAUGGCAAUGACAUCAUCCGCUAUAAACAUGUGACCAACGGCCACCAGCGCCACGAACUUCCUGUGCAGGAGUUCUCCAUGGAGCUUUUGAAAAACGGAAUGAGGCUGAUGUAUAUGCAUGAUGACUCUGACAGCCUAGCGGAUGGCUUUACAAUCCAGCUAUCAGAUGGGAAACAUAAAGUGUCAAAAACCAUUUCGGUAGAGGUCAUUCCAGUUAAUGACGAGAAACCAGUGCUGAGCAAGAAGGGUAAGAUAGAGGUGACUAUGGGUGAAGCCCAAAUUAUUUCUAGUGCUGUUCUGUCAGCUGAAGAUAAAGACACCCCAAGGGAACAAAUUUAUUAUUUAUUUGAGAGUGUCCCAGAAAAUGGACAUCUUCAGCUCAAGGUAGGCCAUGACUGGGUGACACUCCAAAAUGGGAUGAAGUGCACCCAGAAUGACAUAGACAUGAACUCUGUGAGAUACAUACACACGGGAACAAUUGGCUCAAAGGAGCAGGACAGUUUUGUGUUUCAUCUAUGGGAUGGAGACAAUAGAUCCCCAGAGGUGGCUUUCCCUAUUACCAUCAAGGACUUGGAAAAAGGAAACAUUGCAGUUUUCACAAAGCCCCUCACUGUGUUGAAGGGCGACAGAGGCUACCUGAUGACGGACAUCCUCCUUGCAGUCGAUGGCACUGAGAAGCCAGAGGAGAUCCUCUAUGUGAUAACCUCCCCACCUCAGUACGGACAGCUUGAGUAUGUCAGCUAUCCUGGAGUUGCCAUUACAAGUUUCAGCCAAAUGGAUGUGGCAGGCCAGGCCGUCUGCUAUGUCCACAAUAGCAAGGCAGCUUCUCCAAGGGAUACGUUCAGAUUCAUCGUCAGCAAUGGACUAAGGACAAAACACGGAGAGUUUGAGAUCAUCCUGGAGACAGUGGACCAAGCCUUACCCACAGUGGCCAAGAACGAAGGCUUGACUUUACUCGAAGGUGGCAUUGCGUUCCUUUCUCCAGACAUUCUCCAGCUCUCGGACCCAGACACAGAUCCGCAAAACCUCUCCUUUCUCCUAGCACAGCUCCCACAGUACGGCCAGCUCUUCAACAGAAAGUCUGGCCUAUGGAAGCAAAGCUUCAGCCAACAAGAUGUGGACAAUCUGAACAUUGCUUAUAGACAUGGAGGAGGGGAUUCUCGGAUUGACAGAUUUACAUUUGUGGCAACAGAUGGAGUGAAUGAAGGCUUCAUAGUAAAUAACAAGGUGCAGCUAGAGCCCUUGGCGUUCAGCAUCCAGGUGGACAGCCCAGCCAAAGCAGCACCAGAAAUUGUCCACCUUUCUGCUGCUUCAGAUGUAGAACUUCUGAAAAAUGGCAACUUUGGUAUUUACAUUACUUCCCGGGCCCUGAAGGCAUCAGAUUGUGAUGGGGAUGAUGAGCAAAUAAUUUUCAAGAUUUUGCGAGGACCUCGGUACGGCUACUUGCAAAAUAUAACAACAGGUGGAUUUAUUCAGCAUGAAUUCAGUCAGAAGGAUUUAAAGAGCAAAACCAUACUUUAUGUCAUUGACCGUUACUGGGAGGGGAAUUCAGAAGACCUGGAGAUUCAAGUUACCGAUCCUGAAGGAAACUCUGCAAUGCCUCAGAUACUGGAACUGAAAUGGUCAAAAAUUGAAAUGGAACAGGAUGUUUAUGAAGUUUGCGAAAAUGUGGAGAUGCUUCCUUUGAGGAUCACCAGAUCAGGGUACAUCACAGAUUCUGCCUUUGUUGCAGUGCAGAUCAAUGAAGUAACUGCUUCAUCAGGAAAGGAUUUUACUGUGGCUCCUUCUAAACUUAUUCAGUUUGAUCCAGGGAUGUCAACCAAGAUGUGGAAUAUAGCAAUUACCUAUGACGGAUUAGAGGAAGAUGAUGAGGUCUUUGAAGUGGUUCUCAUCUCUCCUGUGAAUGCUGUUCUUGGCAGUAGGACAAAAGCUGCAGUGAAAAUUUUGGACUCAAAAGGAGGUCAGUGCAGCUCAUUCCACUCCUCAAGCCAAAACAUUCACAACUUAUGGAUGAAAGGAACAUUGCUUCCAGGCUCCUCUUCAUCUUCCAGGCAUGGCACUGUUCAUUUGGAAGGGAUCCCAUUGCCCGCUUCCAAAGAGAUGGUAGUGCAGAGAAGGGAGAAAUCACCAGAAUUCAACUCGGUGAAUCUUGCAAGGAGCCGGCUAAGAGCCCUUGGAAAUGGCAAAAUAGUUCGUCCUUCCUUCACUUUUAGAAAUGGCACUGGCAUCUAUUCUAAAUACCAUGGGAUGGCAGUGCUCAGAGUGGAGGAUGACAACCCAUUGCCUAACAAAAACAAGAUGGCAGCCACGUCAGUAAUCAACCAAAGAGAGCCGAGGAAAAAUAUGGCUCCCCUCAAGAAAACGGAAGUUCCGCAAGCGGACUCUAGCAUUCCGGUCCAGAGCCUUUCCUUUCCAAACAGAUGCAUGCCAGAUUUGAAAGGUCUCUUGCAUUUUGAAGGAAUCACUCAGAAGAUGUUUCAGUGUGAUGGACAAUCCUGGACUCUGUGGAGUAAUGCAGACCAGGGUGUUAAUGUGAAAACGUGCCCUCCCGGUUGGACCCAUCAUGAUGGAAGCUGCUACAUCCUGAUCACCAAUCCAAAAGUCACAUGGACCGUAGCUGCCCGGGAUUGCAGGGAACAGUACCAUGGCAGUUUAGUAAGUGUGGCUUCUAAAACACACAUGCAGUGGCUGUGGGACUUCAGUGGAAGAAGACCCUUCUGGACAGGCUUCAACGACAGAAGAAAUCCAGGCCAGUUCAAAUGGAACAAUGGAGACCGUGUUGCUUUCACGAACUGGGGGAAAGAGCCGCCACGUCCUUCAAAGAAAGGAAAGAACUGUGUUUUAGUACAGCAGCGGGGGAAAUGGCAAAGAAAGGACUGCAAGAAGGGCAAAGGACACAACUAUAUAUGCUCUAGGAAACUGUAAAGACAGCUGAUGCAAGCCUGGCCUCAUCAUGUAUAAAAACAGAUAUAUUUAUUUAUAGCCAGGGAUGCUGAAGGGGCUCGAAGGUAGGGAGUCAGGUGACCUAUUUGUAAUAGGUUUUUAUGCGAAGGGGUUAAAAAAUGAUAGGGGGAAAUGUUACACUGUGACUGAUCUCUUUCCAGGGUUUGUGGUAUAUCGAGUAUGAGUGAAGAACAAGCCUUGUUCGCCCCAGAGUUAUUUUCUAUCAAGUCUCUUCCAAGACAUAUAAAAUAUGAAACAGCUAGAGAAGUUGGCGGAGGUUGAGUUUUUUUUUAUAUUAAGCCAUAUGUUACUUGCCUUGUCUUUCCUGAACUCUACCCCUCACAACACUGAAAUUGUUUGGUUUUGAAAGGGAAACAGCCAUGGGCGUAGCCAGGAUUUUGGGGAGGGGGACAGAACCUCAGAUUUGUAUUGAUUUUGAUUUCCCCCCCCCCUUUGGCUAUGACCAUUGUAACAGCCAGCAUCCUGAUGGUCAAAGUUUAUAAAAGAUGCAUGAUAGUGGCUACAGGAAUUUUGGAGCUUUAAGUAAAAAUAAAGAAAUCAAAAUUACUUCUCUUCCCCUUCACACAUUUUUAUCGACACACAUAGAGGGAAUGUGGAACAUGAUUAACUUUUUCAAAUGACGGCUUCAUGUUGCUAUUUUAUGGUAAUACACUUCUGUGAGAUUUUAAAAGUUUACAUUAUGAUGGUAACCGAAAGUACACACAGCCUCUCUUCUGUUUCAAGUGGCACAUAGAGAAAACUCCAAUGGUAAGCCAGCAAUAUCAUUUUAA
Zootoca vivipara (common lizard) is the source of this 9946-nucleotide messenger RNA. Lineage: Eukaryota; Metazoa; Chordata; Lepidosauria; Squamata; Lacertidae. The record is from RefSeq and is a predicted model, not a curated record.